AUGGCCGGAGGUGUCAUUGUUCCGAGCGAUGGCCCUGCCACGGACUACGGCGGAGGCCUGACGCUCUCGGUGUUCAUGACCUGCCUUGUGGCUGCCUCCGGCGGCCUCAUCUUCGGCUACGACAUCGGCAUCUCAGGCGGCGUCUCCGAGAUGGAGCCGUUCCUGCGGCGCUUCUUCCCGCGCGUCCUGGAGCGGAUGGCGGCGUCGGCCAAGGGCAACGAGUACUGCCUCUACGACAGCCAGACGCUGACGGCCUUCACGUCGUCGCUGUACGUGGCCGGGCUGUUCGCGUCGCUCGUGGCCAGCCGCGUGACCAGGGCCAUGGGCAGGCAGGCCGUCAUGCUCAUGGGCGGCGCCCUCUUCUUCGCCGGCGGCGCCGUCACUGGUGGCGCCGUCAACAUCGCCAUGCUCAUCGUCGGCCGCAUGCCGCUCGGCUUCGGCGUCGGGUUCACCAACCAGGUCAGUUUCAGUGUCCGCCUCCGCCCUGCCGCACCAUCCGGCAAUGCGUCACGCGCAUGUGCGCCAGAGAGCGAACCGUCCAAAGUCUCCGGCUGA
Molecule: messenger RNA, 555 nt
Organism: Miscanthus lutarioriparius
Lineage: Eukaryota; Viridiplantae; Streptophyta; Magnoliopsida; Poales; Poaceae
Source: the annotation of a GenBank genome assembly